Molecule: messenger RNA, 1044 nt
Organism: Symbiodinium sp. CCMP2592
Lineage: Eukaryota; Dinophyceae; Suessiales; Symbiodiniaceae
Source: the annotation of a GenBank genome assembly
AUGGUGGAUCCGGAUCCAUACUGGUCUGAGGCACAAUGCGAGUUGAUUCGGACAGUCGUCGUAAAGAAGCACGAUGCAACCGACGGAGACCAGCUGACGCUCAAGGUCGGUGACAUUGUCAUCGUGAUGGAAAAGGAUGAGACUGGCUGGUGGGGAGGACACAAGGAAGGCGAAGAGACCACAGGGUGGUUUCCGGGAAUCUGUGUGGAGCAGUUGGAAGGCUAUGAUCCGCGAGAGAGCCGGCGCCUUUCGCCGGGCUCCGCAUCCCAGGACGAAGGGAGGCACAAGAGCGACGAGUACAUCCACGGGAGGACUGCUGUUGAAACUGGCACUUCAAGCCCUGUGCGCGGGAGUUAUGUGGCAUCUCCGCAACGCACAAGUUCAGCUUCAGCCCAAGGAAGUCGCGAUGGCUAUGUCGACCAGCAAUCCCAGAUAACGGCUUAUGCUGCAUCCCAGCAGUUGUUGGAACACCAGAACAGACUGGUGGAAGACCGGCAAGCGCUGAUACUUCAGGUCGAGCAGCUGAAGCAGGAGAACCGAAGCUUGGAGGAGAAGCUCCGCAGGCAGAGCGACUGCGACAGGCGGAGAUACUCGCAGCUGGAGGAGAGCUUCGUGAGUUUGGAGGCCAAGAGUCGGGAGCAAAUGGCCGAGCUGAAGGUCACUCGAGAUCACAAGAACGAACUGAGCGAAGCCAACAGCGACCUCCAGAAGCGCCUGCAGGCCUCCGCAUCAGAGAAAGAGAAGCUUCAGGCGGAGGUGCGAUCGAGAACAGAAGAGGUGCAGACUCUCAGCACCAAGUUGGAGGUGGAAUUGGGGCAAAAGACUGAGCUCUCUGAGGAGAAGAAGAGGCUUCUUCGCAAGGUCCACGAUUUGGAGACACCCGAGCGUCAGCCUCCCACCGAGCGACAGCCUCCUCUUGAGCGUCAGCCUCCUGCCGAGCGACAGCCUCCUCUUGAGCGACAGCCUUCCCAGGAAACAACGGCGCUGGAGCAGCCGCCUCCUCCUGGAGUAGUCUCCUCGUCAGCAUUACUUCUCGGAACAUAG